AUGCAGCAGGCGGAGGAGGCCGUACAGACGGAGGGCUCCCAGCAGCUCCACCUGCAGGCCAACGACUCAUCCGGGAAGCAGCAGCCCAAGAGGUUACACGUCUCCAACAUCCCCUUCCGUUUCCGAGAUCCUGACCUGCGGCAAAUGUUUGGGCAAUUUGGCAAGAUUUUAGACGUGGAGAUUAUUUUUAACGAGCGAGGCUCCAAGGGCUUUGGGUUUGUAACAUUUGAAACAAGUGCAGAUGCCGAUCGUGCACGGGAGAAACUAAAUGGUACAAUCGUAGAAGGACGGAAAAUAGAGGUCAACAAUGCCACAGCCAGAGUAAUGACCAACAAAAAGGUGGCGAACCCUUACACAAACGGCUGGAAGCUGAAUCCAGUGGUUGGAGCUGUAUAUGGUCCUGAAUUUUAUGCAGUGACAGGCUUUCCAUACCCCAGUACAGGAGCAGCCAUGGCCUAUAGAGGGGCCCAUUUGAGAGGGAGGGGCCGGGCCGUCUACAACACGUUCCGCGCCGCACCUCCUCCUCCACCUAUCCCUGCCUACGGAGCUGUGGUGUACCAGGAUGGCUUUUAUGGUGCGGAAAUAUAUGGAGGUUAUGCAGCUUACAGAUAUGCCCAGCCGGCUGGUACUGCUGCAGCUGCAUACAGUGACAGUUAUGGCAGAGUCUAUGCAACAGCAGACCCAUAUCACCAUACGAUCGGUCCUGCGGCUACUUACAGUGUAGGCACUAUGUAAAUAAAAGAAAGACUAGAGGGAUGAGUUCAGAUGGACAUCAGCUAAAAAAAGAGAGAGAAGAACAACAUGGACACAGAGGGACACUAAAAAAAGAUGACCUUAAACAAAAAGAGCAGAUUUGUAAAGGAGCCCUUCUACCAACAAUGGAAGGGGUCAAGGAAGAUGGAAGGAAGGGAUGGACGGAGGAUGUUUCUGGGCCUGCUCUGAGGCCAGGGCCUGAACCAUUGAGCCUGUAGUCCGGGGGGGGAGGGGGGAAUGGAAGGGGGGGUGUGGGCGACGGGAGACCACUCACCCCUGCAAAAACAAGCCUUGCUGAGUGGAGGAGACCAAUUAGAGAAGUCGACAUAAAACAUUUUAUUUUUGUAAACUUUUUUAAGUUUAUGAUUUCAAAGGAAAAAAAAAAAAGAAGCAAACGCUACUGUACAUACGUAUUAUAUAGUAUAUGUGUGUAAUAUAGUAAGUAUGUCUUUGAAAAAAAGAAAAUGACAAAGGAAAGUGGAGAACGCUGAUGUGUCUUUGCAAGUGAAAAGACAGUCCGACAACAUCCUUUCCCCGCCCGCCCCCACCUGGUGGACGACCUUCCACCACCACGCCCCACCCACCUCACUCUCCACUGGAUGGGGGUGGUGGUGAUGAUGGGGAGAGGGCAGAUUGUGUGUGUGUGUGUGUGUGUGUGUUGAGAGCUCACAGGUCCAGCAGACAUGUCACAUGGUGACCUGUAGUGGAGAUAACGGAGGGUUCUUCAGAUAGUAAAAAAAAAAAAAAAGAAGCUUUUUUUCUGAGCCUGUCUUCCACUAACAAACUACAGCCGUGUCGUUGUCCAUUUACCCGGCAACGUUUUCUGUCAAUUAGUCUGUAUUUUGUAAAAUUCACAACAACAACAACAA
Molecule: messenger RNA, 1622 nt
Organism: Solea senegalensis (Senegalese sole)
Lineage: Eukaryota; Metazoa; Chordata; Actinopteri; Pleuronectiformes; Soleidae
Gene: rbfox3a
Product: RNA binding fox-1 homolog 3a
Exons: 11
Coding region: 1-735 (244 amino acids)
Biological process (GO): nervous system development; regulation of alternative mRNA splicing, via spliceosome
Cellular component (GO): nucleus; cytoplasm
Molecular function (GO): mRNA binding
Source: RefSeq, a predicted model, not a curated record